Molecule: messenger RNA, 774 nt
Organism: Miscanthus lutarioriparius
Lineage: Eukaryota; Viridiplantae; Streptophyta; Magnoliopsida; Poales; Poaceae
Source: the annotation of a GenBank genome assembly
AUGGAUGACGACGACGACGAGGAUGGUGCACUGGAAGCACUUUUCAAGCAGCUGGAAGAAGAUCUUGAGAAUGAUGAUUUAUUUGUGGAUGACGGUGAUGAUGGUAUAUCAGAAGAAGAUAUGGCAAGGUUUGAAAAGGAGUUGGCAGAAGCAAUUGAAGAUGUCAGUGGCGUUGAUGAAUCAGCAGGGGAUUCGUUGCUGAGCUCUGGGGACUAUGGUAUUGAUGAGCAAAUAGAUGGAAGCGAACAACCAGAGCUGAAAACCUGGCAACUCAGGAGAUUGGCUCGUGCACUGAAAAUAGGUCGGCGUAAAACUAGUAUAAAGAAUCUUGCAGGGGAGCUAGGUUUAGAUAGGGGUUUGGUCAUUGAAAUGCUCCGCAAUCCACCACCGAAGCUUCUACUCAUGUCUGAUUCUUUGCCUGAUGAAGCCCCUUCUAAAUCUGAAGUGAAGGAAAUAGAACCCCCUAGUUCGACCACUGUUGACGAGGUUGAUACCACUGAAAUCAAACCACAGUUGGAGCUUCCAGUGCAUGUCAUGAGUGCAGAAUGGUCUGCACGAAAAAGACUGAAAAAGGUGCAACUUGAGACCUUAGAAAGAGUCUACCUGCGAAGCAAACGGCCCACGAAUACAAUGAUCAGCAGCAUAGUUCAAGUGACAAACCUUCCACGAAAGACCAUUGUUAAGUGGUUUGAGGAUAGAAGGGAACAAGAUGGGGUCCCUGACCAUCGUGUUGCAUUCAAGAGAUCCCUAUCUGAGAUUGGUGCUAGUUCAUAA